This is a messenger RNA of Thalassophryne amazonica, 1507 nucleotides long. It is a transcript of the gene micos13, whose product is annotated as mitochondrial contact site and cristae organizing system subunit 13. Bases 129 to 470 code for a protein of 113 amino acids. The transcript is spliced from 4 exons. The record is from RefSeq and is a predicted model, not a curated record. Gene Ontology annotation, cellular component: MICOS complex; mitochondrial crista junction. Gene Ontology annotation, biological process: cristae formation. NCBI's taxonomy places the organism in Eukaryota, Metazoa, Chordata, Actinopteri, Batrachoidiformes, Batrachoididae.
ACUGUGCAUACUUGUCGGACAGAGUUGUCCUUCAGUUAGCCUGUUAGCCUGAAUGUUUGGUUGUUUGCAGCGAGCUUGUUUUUAUUUAUAAACAGCUACGUAGUAGAGGAACUACUAACUUGUGCGGUAUGGCGGCAAGGUUUUUGCCCGUAGUUAAACUGGCCACCAAGCUGACCAUUGCAGGAGGAGCUGUGUACGUUGCCUACGACUCGGGACUGUUGGGAAGUAGUGAGAAAGGCUCAGAGGCUUUGGGGAAGGCCAAGGCUGCAGUACCACCAGCGGUCGAGGAGUGGAUGAAGUAUUUUGGUCUGCAGGCUCAACUUCCAACUAUGCCUCAGAUUGAAUUCUCCCCUGUUAAGUCAUGGAACUCCGGAGUGCGGUGGACAAUUUCAGUGCUGUCAGAGGCCCCAACAAAAGCAACUGAAUACACAAAUAAAGGGUUCCAGUACCUGAAAGACCUCAGCAAAUGAAGACAAAAACUCUGAACCUGACAUUUUAUGACUGUUGAAGUAGUAUUACCCGUGUAAUGCACAUAUCAAAGCUGUUAAGCCAACACAGGAAAUAAGACAAAACCAACAAACACAGAAGCUAACCUCUGAGAGUAACAGUCAAUGUCCUGAAUGGAUACCUUUGUAUUUGAUGAUAAAGGCAUGAAUUGGAUGUUGUAUAUUAUGGAACAAAGGAGAACAUUUAAUAUUAUAUGUAUCGUAUACUUAUUUUUGUUCAACACUUUAGAUGAAAUAUGUAUAUAUUUUCCCCCUUUAGGCAUGUCUACCUUUCUCAGAACACAUGGAGUGCCAAGUCACCAUUUAUGACUGAAUAUCAACUUCCAAACUUGUGUGAUUUAUUCACCAAAUUUAAAGUACAUGUUGAUUUGUGUAUGGAAAGAAAAGGUAAAAACAAAUAUAAAAAAACCCUUUAUUAAUCAUGUCAUAAUUAUUACACAGUUGCUUCAGUCAUCUUAUAGGGAAACUAUAAGCUGCAGCUCCCCCACAAGGUGAUGGAGAGCAUGAACAAGCAUUCUGUCAUCUGUAACUCCACUGUGUACAACAUCGAAACGCCGCACAGCACCAGUGCUGGAGGCAAAUAGUGUUACCCUUUUAUGUUCAUGUGAGUUUCAACAAAUGGUAUAGAUUCAGCCACACAUUGUCACUAUUUCACUGCCAAGAUACAGACACGUUUGGAAAGAAAACUCCAGCUACUCUUACAAUGAUGCAUGCAGAGUUUUUGACAACCAAAUCACAGAAUGGUAACACCAGAAUGUGUUAACACGAACAUCAGAGAGGAUACACUGAAUGAUUUUUUUCUUUUUAAACUGAGCAGACUAAGACCAAUUCUGAAACAAGCGCAUAGUGACAAAGUCGGGAUGAAAUCCAUACUGCUAACACCUGUGGAAUCGCUUUACUAAGAGCUGGUGAUGUGUUGAGUCAUAUUGGGAGAGUAAUCACGAGAGGUAACUUUACAAUGCAUUUUACAUAAAUUGCAGAUUAAAUACUGUUUAACCGUA